Messenger RNA from Pelobates cultripes (western spadefoot toad), 7503 nucleotides. The record is from the annotation of a GenBank genome assembly. NCBI's taxonomy places the organism in Eukaryota, Metazoa, Chordata, Amphibia, Anura, Pelobatidae.
GGAAGACCUGCUCUCUUGCACAUGCUGGCUAGCACAUCCUCACUUACAGACCCAUUCGUUUUACGACCGGGUCGUUAGAAUGGAACCCGGUCGGUAAGUGAGGACAGCCUGUAUACAUAUCUGGGCCUUGUGAGGGACAAGUGGGAUACCGUUACGAUAUCUUGGAAUUUUGCAGCGAAACUAAUCCUUAUGCAUUUUGUUUUUCACAGGUUUAUCCACGAGCAGUACAUCUGUAACAGACACACACACACAUCUCUAUCUUCCUGUCUUAACCAAGAGGAAAUAAGUGAAUGUAUUAAUGUACCAGAAUUCUCAACGGGGUAUAAACCUGGGAUAUGCAAUUGCCUGAGUAACAUGUCUGUACAGCCAACCUCAGAAGGAAAUCUCACAGAUAUGUAUAAAUCCACAGAAUAUACAUCCAUACACAUUGAGGAACCAGUCUCAUGUGAAGAAGGAAAUCUUACAGUCCUUUCUGCACCCAAUGAACAUCCAUCUAAUCAUGUUAAGGAUGAACCAGCCUCAUGUGAAGAUGUUCCUCAAUCUGUAACAACUUUUGGAUUUCCUGAGUUUCCUUCGAAGAAUUCUGUAGUUAAAUAUGAAGCAACUGACCCAGAAGAGAAACCAUAUUCCUGUCAGGAAUGUGGAAAAUGUUUUAACCAGAAACAAAAUCUUGAUCUGCAUCUUCAUCUACAUCUAAAACGGCACACUGAAAAGACCACAUAUUCUUGCCCUACAUGCGGAAAGUGGUUUAGUUGUCAGUCAGUUCUUGCAAACCAUCAACGAAGUCAUGCAUUACGGAAACCGCUUGAGUGUAAAAAAUGUGGCAAACUUUUUGAUAGUUCUUCCAAAUUUAUAAUUCAUCAAACUGUCCACACAGGAGAGAAACCUCAUUCAUGUCCAGAAUGCGGGAAAUGUUUUUCCCGGAAAUAUUAUGUUGGCAAGCAUCGUCAAACACAUGGAGCGAAGAAGGCCUUGCCAAAUCCUAAAUGUGAGAAAACAUUCAAAUGUGUGUAAUAUGGAAGGAAUUGGGACUGUGUGUGAAAUGUAGAGGGGUUUGUGUACUAUGCAUAUAAUACAAAAGGAACAAACACUGUUCGUGUAAUGUGGAGGGAAGGGAAGCUGUGCGUGUAGUGUGGCGGAACACGGUGGCUGUGAUUGUAGUGUGGAGGGGCAUGAGGGGGUAUGUUCCUAGUGCGCAGUGGCAUGGAAGACAUGUCCCUAGUGCAAAGGGGCUGUUCCCCUAGUACAGAGAAUCAUUAAGGGGUGUACACUGUCCGUAGUCUGAAGGGGCACUUAGAGUUGCCGUGUCCUAAGUGUGGAGGUAAUUGGGGCUCUGUAUUUAUUGUAGGUGAAACAAAGAAUGUGACGGCAGGUAAGAACCAUUCGGCCCAUCUAGUCUGCCCAAUUUUCUAAAUACUUUCAUUAGUCCCUGGCCUUAUCUUCUAGUUAGGAUAGCCUUAUGCCUAUCCCACGCAUGCUUAAAGGACCACUCUAGGCACCCAGACCACUUCAGCUUAAUGAAGUGGUCUGGGUGCCAGGUCCAGCUGGGGUUAACCCAUUUUUUUUCAUAAACAUAGCAGUUUCACAGAAACUGCUAUGUUUAUGAAUGGGUUAAGCCUUCCCCUAUUUCCUCUAGUGGCUCUCAUUGACAGCCACUAGAGGCGCUUGCGUGCUUCUCACUGUGAAAAUCACAGUGAGAGCACGCAAGCGUCCAUAGGAAAGCAUUAUGAAUGCUUUCCUAUGUGACCGGCUGAAUGCGCGUACAGCUCUUGCUGCACGUGCGCAUUCACCCGAAGAGGAGGAGGAUCGGAGGAGGAGGAUCGGAGGAGGAGAGCUCUCCGCCCAGCGCUGGAAAAAGGUAAGUUUUUACCCCUUUCCCCCUUCCAGAGCCGGGCGGGAGGGGUCCCUGAGGGUGGGGGCACCCUCAGGGCACUAUAGUGCCAGGAAAACGAGUGUGUUUUCCUGGCACUAUAGUGGUCCUUUAAACUCCUUUACUGUGUUAACCUCUAUCACUUCAGCUGGAAGGUUAUUACAUGCAUACACUACCUUCUCAGUAAAGUAAUACUUCCUAAAGUGUGUGGUUUUUUUUUUUUUGUUUUUUUGUUUUUUAAACCUUUGCUCCUCUAAUUUAAAUCUCUGUCCUCUUGUUGUGGUAGUUUAUCAAUAUCCUUCUGAAGAUACGGUCUCAAGUACUGUGUACAAUACUCCAAGUGAGGUCUCACCAGUGUUCUGUACAAUGGCAUGAGCACUUCCUUCUUCCUACUGCUAAUACCUCUCCCUAUACAACCAAGCAUUCUGCUAGCAUUUCCUGCUGCUCUAUUACAAUGUCUGCCUACCUUUUAAGUCAUCUGAGAUAAUCACCCCUAGAUCCCUUUCUUCAGAUGUUGAGGUUAGGACUCUAUUAAAUAUUCUGUACUCUGCCUUUGGGUUUUUACGUCCAAGAUGCAUUAUCUUGCACUUAUCCACAUUAAAUGUCCGUUGCCACAAUUCUGACCAUUUUUCUAGUUUACCUAAAUCUUGUCCCAUUUAGCUUAUACUACCUGGAACAUCAACCCUGUUACAUAUCUUCGUAUGUAUAUUGAAUGUAUCAUUAGCAAAAAGACAAACCUUACCAUCAUGACCUUUUGCAAUAUCACUAAUAAAAAUAUUAAAGAGAAUGGGUCCAAGUACAGAUCCCUGAGGUACCCCACUGGUGACAAGCCCAAGCUUCGAAUAUAUUCCAUUGACUAUAACCCUCUGUUGCUGUCACCCAGCCACUGCCUUACCCAUUCAACAAUAUUGAAAUCCAAACUUAAAGGGACAUUCCAGUGCCAGGUUAACAAUCAGUUUUCCUGGCACUGCAGGUCCCCUCUCCCUCCCUCCCAGGUUGCUGAAGGGGUGAAAACCCCUUAAGUGACUUACCAAAGUCCAGCGCUGAUGUCGCUCGGUGCUGGCCCAGGGUCCUCCUCAGCCGCUGGGGGAGACAGACUGCGUGCGUGGCCGCCGGCGGGGGAGUCCUAAUGACCUCCCCAUAGAAAAGCUUUGAAAAUGCUUUCAAUGCAUUCCUUUGGGGAUUUUUAGACCUCCACAUUGAAGAUGCUUUCCUAUGGGGAUUUUAGCUACGCUGGAGGUCCUUUACAUAGCGUGAGGACGUCCAGCGACGCUAUAGCACAGCUGAAAACCUGUGCUAUAAACCAGGAAGUGCCCUCUAGUGGCUGUCUAAUAGACAGCCACUAGAGGAGGAGUUAACCCUGCAAUGUAAAUAUUGCAGUUUAUGAAAACUGCAAUAAUUACACUUGCAGGGUAAAGGGUAGUGGGAGUUGGCACCCAGACCACUCCAAUGGGCAGAAGUGGUCUGGGUGCCUCGAGUGUCCCUUUAAAGAUUGCAGUUUGAUAAGCCUUCUAUGUGCAACAGUGUCAAAAGCCUUACUGAAAUCUAGGUAAGCAAUGUCUACUGCACCACCAUGAUCUAUAAUUUUUGUUACACAAUCAAAAAAAUCAAUAAGAUUAGUUUGGCAUGAUCUCCCUGAAGUAAACCCAUGUUGACUCUGAUCUUGAAAUCCAUGUUUUUUUUAGAUUUUCAACAAUCCUAUCCUUUAGGUGUAUUACUUGCAUGUGUCCUCUGUGUAGCACUGCAUGGGAGCUCUGUAUGUAUUACAGGGGGAUAGAGGGCCAUCCAGUCGUGAAGGGGCAGUCACCGUUCGGGAUGUUGUGUAAAAAUCAUGCAUAAAAUUCACUUCGUCUUGACGUUAAAACUGCAGGAUGUGUAAAUUUCUGGGGAUGACUAAUGCACUGUAUAUGUUGUACUUUAUAACCUGUGUUUAUAUACAAAUCUGAGCAUUGCAAGGGACAAGUGGAAUACAAAAAUUAGCCUUCUCUGUACAUGUAAUUUUGCAGCAAAAUGAAUCCUUAUGUAUUUUAUUUUUGACAGGUUUAUCUAAGAGCAAUACAAAUCUCUACCUUCCUGUCAACAAAGCAGAAAUCCGUGAAGGUAUCAAUGUAUCGGAAUUCUCAAUGUCCUAUAAAGCUGGGAUAUGUAUUUGCCUGAUUAACAUGUCUGUACAGUCCAUUUCAGAAGGAAAUAUCACAGGCAUUCCUAUACCAACAGAAUAUCCAUCUACUCCUAUUAAGUAUAAACCAGCCCCAUGUGAAGAAGGAAAUCUCACAGAUAUGUAUAAAUCCACAGAACAUGCACGCACAGAAUAUCCAUCUACUCGUGUUAAAAAUAAACCAGCCUCGUGGGAUGUAGGAUAUCUCACAGACAAUUCUACACCAACAAAAUAGCCAUUACUCAUAUUAAGGAGGAACCAGCCUCGUGGGAAGUAGGAUAUCUCACAGACAAUUCUACACCAACAAAAUAGCCAUCUACUCAUAUUAAGGAGGAACCAGCCUCGUGGGAAGUAGGAUAUCUCACAGACAAUUCUACACCAACAAAAUAGCCAUCUACUCAUAUUAAGGAGGAACCAGCCUCGUGGGAAGCACAUUUUCCACAAUCUGUAGCAUCUUAUGGAUUUCCUGACAUUAGAAAGUUUUCUUCGACAAAUUCUUUAAUUGUUAAAUAUAAAGAAACUCCCCCAAAAGAGAGAACCUAUUCCUGUCAUGAAUAUGGAAAAUGUUUCAACCAUAAAUCGCACCUUGAUGUGCAACUUCAUCUACAUCUAAAACUGCACGCUGAAAAGACCACGUAUUCUUGCUCUGUGUGUGGGAAGCGGUUUAGUUGUCAGUCAGUUUUUGCAAACCAUCAACAAAGUCAUGCAUUAUGGAAACAUCUAGCAUGUAAAAAAUGUGGGAAAUAUUUUGAUAGUUUUUCCAAAUUUCUAGUUCAUGAAAGUAUUCACAGGGGAGAGAAACGUCAUUCCUGUCUAGAAUGUGGGAAAUGUUUGUCCAGUAAAUAUUAUGUUGACAAGCAUCAUCAAACUCGUGCAGCAAAUAAGUCAUGGUCGAAUCCUGAAUGUGAGAACACAUUUAAACAUAUGUGUGUAAUACAGAGGUAAAGGGGGCUGUGUGUAAUGUGGAGGCAAUGAACACUGUAUGUAACAUCAGUGGAACGGCGAUAUGAUUUAUGUGUAAUGUGGAUUGAACAGUGGGCUGUUUGUGGAUAAUGUGGAGGCUGUGUGUUUGUAAUAUGGAGGUAAGUAGUGCUGUGUGUUUAGUGUUGGUUGCAAGGGCCUCAUGUAUAGCACUGGUGGGGGUUGUCUAUGUAUUACAGGGGAAUCGUGGGCCAUCCAGUGCAGCCUGGGUUGUGAAGGGGCGAUCACACUUGGGCAUGCAGUGCAUAAAUGCGAAAUAAAAUUGACUUAUCUUCAGUUUAACAGUGCAGAAUGUUUAAAUGUAUUGGGAGAAUCAAUGCACUUUAUAUUCUUCAUUUAUAUACCAAUCUGGGCAUUGUGAUAAGUGGAAUACAAAAAUUUGCCAUUUCGAUAUCUUGGAAUUUUGCAGCAAAACUAAUCCUUAUGCAUUUUAUUUUUCACAGGUUUAUCCACGAGCAGUACAUCUGUAACAGACACACACACAUCUCUAUCUUCCUGUCUUAACCAAGAGGAAAUACGUGAAUGUAUUAAUGUACCAGAAUUCUCAACGGGGUAUAAACCUGGGAUAUGCAACCGCCUGAGUAACAUGUCUGUACAGCCAACCUCAGACGGAAAUCUCACAGAUAUGUAUAAAUCCACAGAGCAUUCACUCACAGAAAUUACAUCUAUACACAUUAAGAAGGAACCAGCCUCUUGUGAAGAAGGAAAUCUCAUGAACUUUGCUACAUCCACAGAACAUCCACAGUCAGAAUAUCCAUCUAUACACAUUAAGGAGGAACCAGCCCCGUGUGAAGAAGAAAAUCUCACAGACAUUUCUACACCCACAGAAUAUCAAUCUAUUCAUAUUAAGGAGGAACCAGCCUCGUGGGAAGAAGGAAAUCUCACAGACAUUUCUACACCUACGGGACAUCCACAUGUAGAAUAUCCAUCUACUCAUAUUAAGGAGGAACUAACCUUGUUUGAGAAAGGAAAUCUCACUGAGGAACCACAGACAGAAUAUCCACCUGCUUGUAUUAAAGAGGAACCAGACUCUUGGGAAAAAGAUGUUCCACAAUCUGGAACGUCUUAUGGAUAUCCUGACAUAAGAAAGUUUUCUUUAACAGAAUCUAUAAUUGUUAAAUAUGAAGCAACUCCCCCAGAAGAGAAUCCAUAUUCCUGUCAUGAAUGUGGAAAAUGUUUCAACCAUAAACAAAAUCUUGAUCUGCAUCUUCAUCUACAUCUAAAACGGCACACUGAAAAGACCACAUAUUCUUGCCCUACAUGCGGAAAGUGGUUUAGUUGUCAGUCAGUUCUUGCAAACCAUCAACGAAGUCAUGCAUUACGGAAACCUCUUGCAUGUAAAGAAUGUGGCAAACUUUUUGAUAGUUCUUCCAAAUUUAUAAUUCAUCAAACUGUCCACACAGGAGAGAAACCUCAUUCAUGUCCAGAAUGUGGGAAAUGUUUUUCCAGUAAAUAUUAUGUUGGUAAGCAUCGUCGAACCCAUGUAGCAAAGAAGUCACGGUCAAAUCCUGAAUGUGAGAAAACAUUUAAGCAGGAAUCUGGUCUUGCAUCACAUUUAAAAGUUGAUUCACUUUAGAAAUGUUUUUUGUUUUUAUUUUAAGUUAGGAAAUCAUUUGUGUAAUAAUUUUGGCCAGAGAAACUGGACCUGGCCAGUUUCAGAUAGAUUCAUGUUUUGUGAAAUUUUAGUUAGUUGACAUUAAUUGGCAUGUUGAACCCAGUUCAGUGAAUUUCACACUUUUUUUUAUUUUAGUUUUUAUGCAAAUCACUGAUAAGUCUCUGAUCAACUGAUUCAUGCUCUCCUUGCCACUCACCCAAAAUGACUUAUCCCAGCGUUUAUGGAUAUUCCUACUAUUCUCCAACUUGUAAGCUCAAAUCUAGAUACACAACUCUGACUUACCUGAACAGCUGUAGCCUAAUGCCUGAGCUAGCAGCUAGCAUCUUCAUGCCAAAAAUGUCCUCUGACUCUAGAUUACUAUCCUGACCGCAGUAUCUGGCAAGACAAUAUUACUUGAGUCAUCAAACACUUUAUUUUACAAAAGAUCAUUUACUUUAUUAGUUGACUAGAUGUACAAGUUAACCUCAACAGUAAUAUUGACUAAAUGUACCUUCAAACUGAGAGAACCGUAUAUCCCAGCCACUUUUUGAUUUGUGCCCCGGAUCCAUAGUCCCUCUUACUGCUUUGCACUAAUGUCAAUUUACCAGAUCCCUAUUUCCAUCUGAUACCUUGCACUGUCUUGCGGACAGAGAAUUCCUGUGUGGGGACAGACAAUAUAAAAACACCAUCUUGAUCAGUUAAAUUUAAAGUAUUCCUUGAUCCAUUGUCUUGGAGCACGCACUACUAAUAAACUCAUGAUUUGUGUUUAAUGUCAGGAAGUACAUUUAUUUUUAAACACUACUGCUUGGAGGAGGAUCUUUACUGCCUUCAAGACUAGUCUGUAAAUGGACACAUGCAAUUCCUGAGGCUGGUUUUCUGUAGAGUUUUAAUAAAAGGUAC